Molecule: messenger RNA, 8183 nt
Organism: Hypomesus transpacificus
Lineage: Eukaryota; Metazoa; Chordata; Actinopteri; Osmeriformes; Osmeridae
Gene: fancm
Product: FA complementation group M
Exons: 24
Coding region: 88-6978 (2296 amino acids)
Biological process (GO): replication fork reversal; double-strand break repair via synthesis-dependent strand annealing; interstrand cross-link repair
Molecular function (GO): 3'-5' DNA helicase activity; four-way junction DNA binding; ATP binding
Source: RefSeq, a predicted model, not a curated record
UUGAAAAACAUGCGACCCGGAACUAAAUCUCUUUUUGUAAGCGCUCUACACAUUGCUGUUUUGAAAUGACUAUAUUUACUACUCAAAAUGAGCGGUGUAAACCAAAGGACUUUGUUCCAGACUUGGGGUACUUCGGCUCCUCAAAAGGCUAACCAAACGAACAAUGUUGCAAAGAAGACAACUGCAGUUGGGCGGCGAAAACCCACCCCAAGCGCUACCACAGGAGCAGCCAAGAAGAAUCAGCCCAGGACAACUGACACAACGCUGACUACAAGAAGCUCGCUCUGGAGUGAGAUUGGCCCCGACCCCACAGCUCACUGCAACGCAAAAUAUUCUGCUGCAUAUGAAGAUGACGAUGACGACUUGAUGGUAGUAGCUGUCUACGAAGCUGAGAAAUCUCUGUCAGUUGACGCCAGCUUUGAACAAGACACUGUAGCUACUGACACUGUAGAUUCUGAGAGCACAACGAUCACGCAAACUCCUGAAAGUGGAGUGUGUUAUGAAGACUUUCCAGGUAUUGACAGCUCAUCAGUCCAAGUAUGGAUCUAUCCUACGAACUACCAAAUCAGGGAAUACCAGCUCAAGAUAUCAGAGGCAGCGUUGUUCCAGAACACCCUGGUUUGCCUGCCCACUGGCCUGGGCAAGACCUUCAUUGCCUCUGUGGUGAUGUACAACUUCUACCGCUGGUAUCCUGCAGGGAAGAUAGUCUUCAUGGCACCCACAAAGCCUCUUGUAGCACAACAGAUAGAGGCAUGCUACAAAGUUAUGGGUAUUCCACAAACGCAUAUGGCUGAGAUGACAGGAAACACUGCUGCCCAGCAGCGGCAGCUGCUGUGGAAGACGAAACGCGUGUUCUUCCUGACACCUCAGGUCAUGGUAAACGACCUGUCCAGAGACACAUGCCCAGCCGUGCAGGUGAAAUGUGUGGUGUUCGACGAGGCCCACAAGGCUCUGGGAAACCAGGCCUACUGCCAGGUGAUCAGACAGCUGGGCAGCCAGACCCAGCAGUUCCGUGUCCUGGCUCUCAGUGCCACCCCAGGAGCAGACAUCAGGGCAGUGCAGCAAGUCAUCUCCAACCUGCUGAUCUCCCACAUUGAGCUUCGUUCUGAGGAGAGCCCAGACCUCCAGGCCUACUCCCAUCAGCGCAGCCUGGAGAAGGUCACAGUCCCCCUGGGAGAGGUCCUCACCGCCUACCAAGCUACCUACCUCCAGGUCCUGGAGGGGUUCACGUCCAGGCUGAUCCAGACCAGGGUCCUUUCCUCCAGAGAUCUGCGUUCCUUGACCAAGUACCAGCUCAUCCUGGCCAGAGAGCAGUUCCGCAGGAACCCUCCACCUCACGUCAGGGGGGGCCAACAGGGGGCGCUGGAGGGAGACUUUGCCCUGUGUAUCAGCCUGUACCACGGCUACGAGCUCCUGAUGGCCAUGGGCCUGCGCUCGCUCUACGUUUACGUCCAAGGCAUCAUGGACGGCACGAGGGAGAUGUCUCGGGCCAGGAAUGAGCUCCAGAGGAACCCGACCUUCAUGGACCUCUUUAAGGAGAUGGAGAGCAUGUUCCUCAAGUCUGCAGGUCCAGGGGAGCAGUUUAUCUACAGCCACCCUAAGCUUCUGAAGCUGGAGGAAGUAGUUCUGCAACACUUCAAAACCUGGGCUGAAAACUCACAUUCAGACCUGGGCUCUGCCAGCGGGCAGCAGGAAGUGAGCACGCGUGUGAUGAUCUUCUCGUCGUUCCGCGAGAGCGUGCAGGAGAUUGCCGCCAUGUUGAACCGCCACCAGCACGUCAUCAGGGUCAUGACCUUCAUGGGCCAGGCCUCUGCGGGGAAGGUCAAAGGGUUCACCCAGAAGGAACAGCUGGAAGUGGUGCGGCGUUUCCGUGAGGGGGGCUUCAACACUCUGGUGUCCACCUGUGUAGGGGAGGAGGGGCUGGACAUCGGAGAGGUCGACCUCAUCAUCUGCUUCGACGCUCAGAAGAGCCCGAUCCGAUUGGUCCAGAGAAUGGGUCGCACAGGACGCAAGCGCCAGGGCAGGAUUGUGGUGAUCCUGUCAGAGGGCAGAGAGGAACGGACGUACAAUCAGAGCCAGUCCAACAAGCGGAGUCUUCACAAGUCCAUUCUGGGGAACAGAAACAGCCUCCACAUGUUCACCAACAGCCCCCGCAUGCUGCCCCCGGGAGUCCAGCCCACCCUGCACAAGAUGCACAUCAGCUGCGGACAGUUUGACCACGGGGAGGCCGGACGGAAGACAUCCCGCAGACGCCGGUCUCACGAAGAGGGGCAAGAUUCCCUCGUCCAUCCUCACAACCUAGUGACCUACCCAACGACCGGAAAGAAAGAUGGCUACCUCACCACGUCUGAGUACUCCGUAUGGGCGUCGACCAUGAAGCUGGAUGAGAACGAGGCCCCGCCCACACUCAGGCCAUAUCACUUCCUGUCCCUACCCGGGGACACGCCCCCUCCAGUGGCUCCAGGGGCCAGGAUCCUGUCACUGUGGGAGUGGAGGCACUGGCAGAACCGCCCCCUCCCCACCCACAGGGUGGAGCACUCCGCCCGCUGCCUCCACUUCACCAGCAUCAUGGAGCUGACAGACAGCCUGCGACAGGACGACGAGGGCGAGUGCAGGUAUGAACAGCAGCUGCUGUCCCACCUGGUCCAGACUGAUGUGGUGGGCCUGAGUGAAGACACCAAGAGCACUAAAGACAGAAGACAGAGGAACACCAAGACCUCCACCAAGACCUCCACCUCCAGCCUGAGACCGGGUCACCCCUCCGCAGAUGUGGACGGCCUCGAGGGAGAAGGCGAGCAGGAGAGGGCUUCCAGAGGAAGGGCGUCUGUUGUCUCACCAUGGACCGUCAUAUCCGACAGAGACCCAGAUGAUCCGGACCCAGACGCCACAGAUCACCCGGGCACAGGGGGCCACUGGCCAAUCACAAAUAGAGAAGAUGACUUUGUCAUGGUUACCGAAAAGACUGGCAGCUCGGAGGCCCAAUCCCCAGCUCCGGGGAAAGUGGAGGGUUUAUCCCACCUGAACACCGAUACUGAGAAGGAAGAACAUGACACAGAAGAGGACUCUGAAUUAGAGGGCUUGUUUUAUGUUCCUACGAGAAGUUCUGCUGCCUCAUCCAAACUCCUACACCUCAGACACAAAACUGAGAGUCUGAGGGCCAUUCUCUCUAACGUAGCUGAACUUCUGUCCAGGUCACCUCCUCCUUUGACCUUUGACCUCGACAGUUCAAUCUUCACCCAAGCUCACACCUCUCCCGACACCACCUCUAGACCCACCAGCAUCACAGGGACAACUGCCCCUCUGACCUUUGACCUUAAGAGUCCUUUACUUGAGCCACUACCCACCUCCACUACCAUAAGGUCCCAACCCCAACCACUUUCAGCAUGCGGGUCAUGGAUUGAGGAUCACCCAGGGUUUCAGGUCAACUUCUGCCUGGAGGUGGAGGAGGACUGGCUGGAGUCUGACUCUCCUGCCUCCCCCCAUCCCUCUCCUCCAUCCCCUGCCUCUACUGGUGUGAUGCCUGAGGCUCAUCCCUGCAAGAACCAGCAUGAAGAACCUCCACCAAAUGCCUCCACCCACAGAAGGAGCAAGCCCAGUCCACCACAGAGACCUCAUCCACCCUCACCACCUCCGGAUAGCCACGGAGAGGGGGAGGACAUAGCUUCAUUCAGCCCCAGCUGGGACGAGGUCUUCGGGGACGAGGGAGAUGGCGACCAUAGGGACGAUGGAGGGAUUGUAGACGUGGAGGAUGUCGAGGUUAAGAACGACGCGACGAAAGACGACAUGGACCUGACGGAUGAUGUUACGGAUGAUGUUAUGGAUGAGUUUGUGGACUUCAAGGAGCCUUUCCUGCCCCCUGCCCCCACAGCCCCCCCUCCCAGUCCCCCUGGCCCACACCAUGCUACAGCCCAGCUGGAUGAGAGCAUGGACCUGUUUGGGGAUGAUGAGGCCUUCCUCGAGAUAAGCCUUCCUGAUAUCCCUACACCUGCUAGAACUGCCCCACACACACCUGCUAGAACUGCCACACACACACCUGCUAGAACUGCCCCACACACACCUGCUAGAACCCACACACCUGCUUCACACACCACACACACACACGGGACCACUGGAUCACACACAGCGAAACCCACACACGCACUCAAUGCAUCACAUAGUGUCACACGAACACCAGAUACCAAGACCAUUCCAAGCCCCACAUAUGCACCAAACACGACAUAUGUAUCUCCCACAUCCAUGGCUCUGGGAAGGAAGGGAGAGACAGAUGGGAUGGAGGGAUGGCACAGACGAGAGAGCGAGAGAGUCCUGGCCGUGCUGGACCAGAGCUCUCCCCUAGCCCAGCACUCUGAAAGCUUCAACCUCUCUCAGGACUUUUUCUCUGUGAACUUUGACCUGGGGUAUUCUCUGGAGGAAUCUGAGGAGGAGGGGGAGGAGGAAGCAGCUGCUUCCACACAUAGUGCCUCCCUGCUGGGCCAGGAAGUCCAGGAGGACCCCCCCUCCCUGGCGCUGGACCAGAAGAUCCCCAGCUCAUCCACUCCCUCGGCUGGCUUUUCCAGAGUGGGCGUGUUCAGGCUGUCCACUCCGCUGGCGGGCCCUGGAGGAAACAGGAAGUCGACGACAUCGCCUCUGACCUCCAAGCCGGGUGCUCUCCCUUCUCCAAUCACGUCACUGGGAGUGAGACGAGCUCUCGUGCCCCUCCCCCACAGCCCCUCUGGCCACGCCCCCUCAUCAUCUGUCCUGAAGCGGAAGCAUCAGGAGGGCGGGGAGAGGGCGGAGUCUGGGAAGAGGGAGGAGUCUGACAGGAUGGAGGACAGUGUGUGUCAGGGCCUUCUCCAACACACAGUCCUGAGCAGCAGUGACGAGGAGGUGAUUGGUCGAAAACGGGGUCACCAGAUCAAGCCGGCCAACCCACUGUCGUCUCCUGAGGAUGUGUCCAAGUCUCACCUUCAGGAGAUGGACUCUCCCUUCCUGGUCACCAGGAAAAGAGCUGCCGCUCUCAACAUCUCAGGUGAGACCCAGCUGGAGGUUCUGUCAGAUGACGACUUCCAGACCAACACGUCGGUCCUCCGACCCCCCACCAGACCCCCCCGCCCCCCACAUCUCCAUAGGAACAAGCCGUCCGCCAAGAAUGCCGUGCGACGAGGGGGCCGACAGUUCCUGGACGAGGAGGCGGAGCUAUCUGAGGAGGAGGAGGGCGGGGAUGUGUCUUCGGACGAAGACGACGACGAUCAGAAGCACUCCCUGGAGGGCUUCGUUGUGGACAACACACACAUCUCACAGGGUCUCAAUGACUCGGAGAUGCAGGGGGUAUAUUUGAAGUCCGUGAGGAGUCCUGCUCUGGCUGGGAGGUGGAACAUGCUCUCCAGACAGCAGCAGCAGCAGCAGCAGCAGCAGCAGCAGCGCAUGGACAUCUUCUCCCAGGUGCCAGAGCUGGAUGAGUCAUACGAGGAGGACAGCUUUGUGGUUCACGCCAGUGAUGAUGAAGACCAGGAGGAGGAAGAGGAAGAGGAGGAGGAGAGGGGUGCAGGGUCUGGGCGGGUGGAGCUGAUCCCUGAGGACUCGUACGUUGAGGGGAGGAGACAGUACCCGACCAGACGCAGGGCGUUCAUCAGACAGGCCCGGGCAGGGGCAGGGACAGGGGCCGGAGCGCUGGCGGGUGAUGCCCGAGCCCAAACCAAGCGCUCCCGCAUCGUUCGCAUGGAGGACUCCAGUGAGGAGGAGAUGGAGGAGGAGAGGCGCAGGAGCAGGAAGGAGAAGAGAGGGGUGGAGGAGGAGGACAGGAGCAUGGAACAGCUCACAUCUGAGAGGGACUCUACUGCCCUCUGCAGGUUGGCGGAGGUGCAUCAGGGCCAGGCGUGGAUGGUGAAGAAGCCCUCCCAGCCCCGGGCUGCCUCCUCCUCCUCCUCUUCAUCCUGCACAGCAGCACAGUCCUCCUCCUGUCACUCUGCUGCUCCCAGAGCACUGUCUCUCAGUGCAAGACUGGCUGCUUCAAAGGCCUCUUCUCUCCCCUCCUCCACAGCCAGACCUUCUCCUCCCCCCUCCUCCUCCAGCAGGGUCCAUUCUGGGAGUGUUCUGAGGCCUGACCUGACAGAGGACCAGCAGGAGGAGAGGUGUCGUCUAAGGUUCCAGAACCAGGCUCUACUCUCCGAACAGCUGGACUUUGAGGAGUCUGAGUCUCUGCUGAAAUCUUGGAAACCUCCUCAGGCCACCACCCUCUCGUCGCCCUCGGUCAGCCUGGCUCAGGCCUCUGUCAGACAGGCAGCAGCCCCAGGCGAGCCCCAGGCCCCUGUCUCUAUCCUGGUGGACGGUCGCUCCAUCAGUAGUGGUGUGGAUGUGGUCACCUGCCUGCGCCAGAGGCAUGGGGCCUGCGUGCAGGUGGGCUCUCUGGGCGGCUGCGACUUCAUCCUCAGCAACCGCAUGGCCGUGCAGAGGCUCAGCCAAUCGGAUCUGGCCUCCAUGCCGAAUCGCAAACGGCUGGUGGAGAAGAUGGCCGUCCUCCAGGGUCUCUUUGACCGCAUCUGUGUUGUUGUGGAGAGGGAGCGCACCAAACCUGGUGAAACAGUGAGGCCGUUCCAAAGAACCCGUUACUAUGACAACACCUUAGCGGCACUGGUCCAUAGCGGGGUGAGAUUGUUUUGGAGCGACGGUCCUGAAGGGACGGCAGGCCUGCUGAUAGAGAUGAGCCAGCUGGAGCGGAGAAAGGGUCAGGCCAUAUCCGUGCCCCUAGAGGUCAAAGGUCAACACAGACAGCAGGCGCUCCAGUUCUACUUGACCCUGCCCUGUGUCAGCUACGUCACUGCCCUCAACAUGACUCUCAGCUUCAGAUCUGUGGCCCAGCUGGUCAACAGUUCGCUGGCUGUUCUCCAGAAGGGAGCAUGUGUGAGCCGUUCCAGGGCUGAGGAGAUUUUCCGCUGUCUACGCUACUCCUGCGACUCCGCCCUCAUGACCUCCACCACCUCCACCAGGAACCUCCUGUAGUCUGUCAGAGCACCUCUACCUCCAGGAACCUCCUUUAGUCUGUCAGAGCACCUCUACCUCCAGGAACCUCCUUUAGUCUGUCAGAGCACCUCCACCUCCAGGAACCUCCUGUAGUCUGUCAGAGCACCUCCUCCACCUCCAGGAACCUCCUGUAGUCUGUCAGAGCACCUCCACCUCCAGGAACCUCCUGUAGUCUGUCAGAGCACCUCCACCACCUCCAGGAACCUCCUGUAGUCUGUCAGAGCACCUCCACCACCUCCAGGAACCUCCUGUAGUCUGUCAGAGCACCUCCACCACCUCCAGGAACCUCCUGUAGUCUGUCAGAGCACCUCCACCACCUCCAGGAACCUCCUGUAGUCUGUCAGAGCACCUCCACCACCUCCAGGAACCUCCUGUAGUCUGUCAGAGCACCUCCACCUCCAGGAACCUCCUGUAGUCUGUCAGAGCACCUCCACCACCUCCAGGAACCUCCUGUAGUCUGUCAGAGCACCUCCACCUCCAGGAACCUCCUGUAGUCUGUCAGAGCACCUCCACCUCCAGGAACCUCCUUUAGUCUGUCAGAGCACCUCCACCACCUCCAGGAACCUCCUGUAGUCUGUCAGAGCACAGCUUCUGUAGGCCGUCUGUGUCUCUGUGGACCCGAGGAGACAAGAAACAGUCGUCUCCUGGGCAACCAUCUCCCCCACCUACCUCUUCCUCUCUUGCUGUUUUUGCACACAGGAAUUAAGACUUGAUAAAAGUUUAUACUUUCAUAUGUAUAUGUAUACUAUACAUUAUUUCUUUCAUAAAAAAAUACAUUUGUUAAAAUACUACAGGUUUCUUUUUUUCUUCUUUUUUUUCAAAUAAUGGUGUAAUCACUUUGUAAAAUAAAUAACACACAACAUAAAUCAAAUAUGCCAUUCCCAUUUCUGUAAUAAAACAAAAAUCCCUGUUUUUCUAUUAGUCAGUUCGUGUUGUUUUAUAUAAACAUCAAUAUUGUUGUAUCGAUUACCUUGGCCUUUAGUUAAACUGUGAGAGAAGGCUGGUGUGAUGGACUACAGUUGUCAUUUCAGAGCCCAGAGCUGAUUCAUCUCCCACAAGGCCCCUUCUAAGCUGUCCCUCGGUGCAGGAAUGGGCUGAGUCAGAGGGGUGGGAUGAGCUGGCCUGUGGAACGCGCUGCACAAGAGAGACAGCUAGUGGUGAAACCUUAGACUUCCUGUAAGGGC